Molecule: messenger RNA, 6294 nt
Organism: Colletotrichum siamense
Lineage: Eukaryota; Fungi; Ascomycota; Sordariomycetes; Glomerellales; Glomerellaceae
Gene: cch1
Product: Calcium-channel protein cch1
Exons: 5
Coding region: 1-6294 (2097 amino acids)
Biological process (GO): calcium ion import across plasma membrane
Cellular component (GO): membrane; voltage-gated calcium channel complex
Molecular function (GO): high voltage-gated calcium channel activity; calcium ion binding
Source: RefSeq, a predicted model, not a curated record
AUGAAUUCACGACCAGACGAUAGCACAGGCUCCGGCGGGGACCGUCUGCAGGCAGACUCCCAAACUGGGUAUGAGCGAGGGCGUCAAGGCCAGACUUCAGCACCGCCGCUGUCACCCAAUCGGCUCGGCCUUUCGACCUACUGGGAACAGCCGUACGUCGCCGCCCCGACAAGCUCAGGAAGCCCAGAGUCCCCCAUCGACGCGUCCGCGCUUCAGUUCGCACUUCCACCCGAUAUAAACCAACCUCCCCCACCGCCAAUCCCACGAUUGAAUUCACCAUCUCUGGACUCGCUUGAUCGUCCUUCUCCGUACUACGAUGAAGGUGCAAAUAACGACUACUACGAGGAUAGAGUACCUCUCACUUCGAGAGCUCAGCCCAUCUCUGGGUCUUUAAGCGCCAAUGCAGCGGGAGAUGCUCAGCCCAGAGACAGCUUUCAGACUGUAUCCGACAUCGACAACACGACUUCAAGAAUCCGAGAUGCAAGAUCUUUGGGCUAUGAUCUGGAGCCCGGCGGCAUGGGUGCCGGACGACGCAGCUACGGAAACACGCUUAGCCCAGGAGGAGAUCAGAGAAGAUCUCGCUCACCGUCUACGGCUGGCGCGCUGUACAGAGCUGGCUCGAUAAUGCGAGCCAUGUCGCAGCGUGUUGUUAACAUCAGCGGCGAGGGCGAAAUAAUCGACCAGCGCAAUUCACGCGGUCGGUCACCCUCUCCGGUGCCGGACCGUCGGCAACAGCUGCACAAUUCUGCGCAGAUGUUCACCGAUACCUCCUAUCAUUCUCAUUUCUCGCAUGUGCCUGAAAAGACGCCAGAGGCCGCAGCCAUCUUCGCAGAGCCUGCUCCUCCCCUCCAGCCGCGUGUCCCCAUGAAGAAUCCCCUUAAAGGAAAGUCUUUAGGCAUUUUCCCUCCGGACCACCCGAUACGAACCAAAUUAUGCGACUUGUUGGUGCACCCAUUCACCGAGCCGUUCAUUCUCAUCCUCAUCAUCUGCCAAGCUGUUCUACUGGCAAUAGAAUCUGCGCCGGAUGUCUUCACCCACCCCCGCCCUGACCGAUGGGGUAUCACGUGGAUUGACUGGGCAAUGUUAGUACUGUUUGCCAUCUUCACUCUCGAGUUGAUUGCUCGCAUUCUGGUUUCCGGCUUCAUCUUGAAUGCUUCGGAAUAUAGCACAAUCGAUCGAAAACGGGGAGUAAGAGCGGCCGUCGUGGACCAGUACAGGAAUAUAUUUCAACCCCAACGACAAAAGUCUGUCAAAGCUACGCGACAGAUCAACCUCGGGCCCUCUGCUUUCCAGCGGUCAUUCACUAUCAUGCAAGGCCAGACGCUACCUCAAACCGUGGAAGAACAUCAGAGAUUUCAGCUCGCGCGACGAGCCUUUUUGCGUCAUUCUUUCAAUCGCCUAGACUUCUUAGCUGUUGUCGCAUUCUGGAUAUCCUUCGCUCUCAGUAUCACAGGCAUUGAGAGCCAAAAACACCUUUACGUGUUCCGCAUGAUCAGCUGCUUGCGGAUUCUGAGGUUACUUGCUCUUACAAACGGCACAGCUAUCAUCCUGAGAAGUUUAAAAAAGGCGGCGCCGCUGCUCGUUCGCGUGGCCUUCCUCAUAGCCUUCUUCUGGAUCUUGUUUGCCAUUAUUGGUGUGCAGAGUUUCAAAGCCAGUUUGAGUCGCCAAUGCGUCUGGCUUGACCCAACAGACCCCACGAACAAGACUAAAUCUUUCACCAAUGAUAUGCAAUUCUGCGGUGGAUUCCUCAAUAAUGUUACGGGAGACACCAUGCCCUGGGUCCUGGUAGAUAAUGAUGCCGUCUUGGACAACUUCAAGAACGGUAGCAAAGCUGGGAAAGGAUUCAUCUGCCCUAGAGGAUCGAUAUGUUUACAACAGGAAAACCCGUUCAACGGAACUGUUAGCUUCGACAACAUUUUCCAGUCUAUCGAGAUGGUUUUCGUGAUCAUCAGCUCAAACACAUUCACCGACAUCAUGUACUACACAACCAACUCGGACUAUCUUCCCGCGGCACUGUUCUUUGGGGCAGGUAUCAUGAUACUCAUGUUGUGGCUCGUAAACUUGCUCAUUGCUGUCAUCACGUCUUCCUUCCAAGUCAUUCGGGAGGAGAGCAAGGCGAGUGCUUUCACUACGGAAGAGGAGCCACUGGUUCAGGAGCCAGUUGAAGAAGCACCACAGAAGGUUUCGGCACUGCGAAAGAUCUACGAUCAAACUUCUUUCUUAUGGAUAGCGGUCAUCGCUUUCGGUCUGCUGGCUCAGUGUUUUCGAAGCUCUCGGAUGUCAGACAGUCGCGGUCGGUUCAUUGAUGCCGUCGAGGUUGUCGUCACAAUCAUACUGGAUUUCGAGAUUGCCGUACGCAUUGCCGCCGGUUGGCGCACUUUCCACAAAAGCCGACGCAACAUUAUCGACCUAGGCCUAGCUAUUAUCACGAGCAUUAUCCUCAUUCCUCCAAUCCGUAACUCGGGAGAACCUUAUGCCUGGUUGACCGUUUUUCAAAUCUUGCGGGUGUAUCGAUUGGUUCUAGCGGUGCCGAUGACGAGAAAGCUCAUCGUAAUGGUCUUGGGAAACUCCAACGGUAUUGCCAACCUGAUGCUUUUCGUCUUUCUCAUCACAUUUCUCAUGUCCAUCCUGGCGGCUCAACUAUUCAGGGGCGAGAUACCGAAGCACAGCGAUGACGGCGACCUCAACGAAGUCUCGUUUUUCACCAUUUACAAUUCGUUCCUCGGCAUGUAUCAAAUCCUGUCGAGUGAGAACUGGACAUCCAUGCUUUACAACGUCACAUCGUAUUUGAACGCUUACAAUACUGGCUGGAUUGGGGCGAUCUUUCUCAUCGGGUGGUUCAUCCUCGCGUUUCUAAUUCUCGUCAACAUGUUCAUUGCUGUCAUCCAGGAAAAUUUCGAUGUAUCUGAAGACGAGAAGCGGCUCGAGCAGGUCAAAGCUUUCUUGCAGAGGAAAGAACUUGGCAAGUCCUCAAGCAACCUGACGUUGUCAAACAUCUUCACCUUUGGCAAGGUGAAGCGGAAAAAGGAUCCCCUCGACUACGGUCCGGCAAUGAUGGAAAUGUUGCUAAAGGAUGCUGUCGUGCAUGAGUUCCUCGACGACUCCGUGGAGGGCCAGCAUGAUAGUCAUGUCGAGGAGCAGCAGUCUCCCACGCGAGCCCAAACUGUCGCUGUCGGUGACGUGAAACCUGGCGUCAUGUCAUCCGUAUGGGGCAAGAUGACGUCCAUUUUCAGCAGCAAGGAUCCGAACCCAUUCUACUCGAAUAUCCGUUUCGAUGGGCCAAAUGAUACCCUCGAUCCGCGUCAGAUGGCGCGACAAGCAGUUUCCGCCACCUCUGCCCGGAGGAAGGCGCAGCGGGAGUACCUGGCGAGGCACCCAAAUUACAACAACUCCUUGUUCAUUUUCACACCCAAAAACCCCAUUCGCCGUUUCUGUCAAAGGAUCGUUGGGCCGGGGAGAGGGAACGAGCGAUUCGAUGGUGUCGAGCCCAAUAAGAUCGCUUGGUAUGCCUCGUCUGCCUUCAUUUAUGCUUGUAUCGUUGCAAUGGUUGUGAUUGCAUGCGUUACGACGCCACUCUACCAGAAGCAGUACCAAGCAGAACAUCCUGAAUUCAGCAUCACCUUCUGGUAUGUGUGGACAGACACGGCGUUCGCUGUCGUAUUUUCUAUCGAAGCUGUUAUUAAAGUAAUCGCCGACGGCUUUUUCUUUACGCCAAAUGCGUACUACCGUAGCUCUUGGGGCUUCAUCGACGGAAUUGUACUCGUCACCUUGCUCGUUAACGUUGGCACGUUACUCGCCAACGACGGUGCCGUGUCUAGAGCGAUUGGUGCCUUCAAGGCAUUACGUGCCCUGCGCUUACUCAAUGUGAGUGACAGCGCAAGGGAUACAUUUCAUUCACUUAUCAUCGUCGGCGGUUGGAAAAUUCUCAGUGCCGCUUUCGUGUCAAUCUCCCUGUUGAUCCCCUUCGCCAUCUACGGGCUGAAUCUAUUCAACGGACAGAUGGUUUCGUGCAACGAUGGCGAUGAUUCGAUCGUUCUUUUAUCAGAUUGUUUUGGUGAAUUCAACAACACGCCAUUCAAUGACGACUGGCCGAUGCUCGCCCCUAGAGUCCCAUCCAACAGCUACUUCAGCUUCGAUGAUUUUGCGUCUUCUCUAUUUGUGCUUUUCCAGAUUGUCAGCCAAGAAGGCUGGACCGACGUUUCCUUCGCCUCACAGGCGGUGGUUGGGCGCGGAUAUCAACCACAGGAACUCAACCGACAAGGCAACGCCAUGUUCUUCGUCGUCUUUAACUUGCUUGCGACCGUCUUCGUGCUGACGCUGUUCAUCUCGGUGUUCAUGCGCAACUACACUGAGCAGACUGGUGUCGCUUUCCUGACUGCCGAGCAACGCUCUUGGCUAGAGUUGCGCAAGCUUUUGCGGCAAAUCUCACCGUCAAAGAGUUCCUACGAUGAGUCAGAGAAGACUUGGAAGAAGUGGUGUCACAAGCGCGCAAUUGAAAAGAGAGGCAAAUGGUACACAGCCGUCACGUACGUCUUGGUCUGCCAUCUUUUGCUCCUGCUCCUCGAAUACCACGGCGAACCGGCCUGGUGGACCGAUUCCAGAGAUGGUUUGUUCUUGGCAUUCACACUGGUCUACAUGGCUAAUAUUGCCAUUCGUGUCAUCGGUCUUGGCUGGGCUCGCUUCCGCAGGAGUUCGUGGGAUCUCUAUUCCCUGGUGGUCGUCACGGGGGCUUUUGUUUCCACGUCAGUCCUCAUCAUCAGCAGGAACAGUGAUACAUAUGUUCAGUUGCACAAAUUCUUCUUGGUCGCCAUCCUACUGCUUCUCAUCCCUCGAAACGACGCCCUGGACCAACUUUUCAAAACGGCCGCUGCCAGUUUGACCACCAUUGGUAAUCUACUUGCUACAUGGCUCGUUUUCUUCCUAGUAUUUGCCAUUGCUCUGACGCAGGCUUUCAGCCUGACUCGCUUUGGGGAGAAUGAAGAGAGUAACAUAAACUUCCGCAGUGUACCCAAUGCUCUCAUUCUCAUCUUCCGAAUGAGCUUCGGGGAAGGCUGGAAUCAAGUUAUGGAAGACUACGCUAACAUUGAACCGCCACUGUGCGUGGAUAAUCCCGACUUUUUCGACAGCGACUGUGGCAGUAAACCAUGGGCUCGCUUCUUGUUCGUGGCAUGGAACAUCCUCAGCAUGUACAUCUUUGUCAACCUCUUCGUAUCCCUUAUCUACGAGAGCUUCAGUUAUGUGUAUCAGAGGUCCAGCGGACUUGCUGCCGUUGAUCGCGACGAGAUUCGCCGUUUCAAAGAGGCAUGGCGGAGUGUCGAUCCUGCCGGUACCGGAUUCAUCAGCAAAGACGCUUUUCCUCGUCUCCUAGGCGAACUCUCUGGUGUAUUUGAGAUGCGCAUCUACGAUGCCGAUGACUCGGUCAGACAAAUUCUGGAGGAUGUACGCAACGACGCCGCGACCUCCGGAGCACGGCACAUGUCAAUUGCCUCAGCAAGCAACUACAGUGCAGGGGUCGAUAUUCAGCGGCUGAACAGACGUUUGGCCCAGAUCGAUAUCAACAAAGUGCGUGAACGGCGCCGUCGGUUCAAUAUAUUCUUCGAGGAGGUUAUGGUCUCGGCAGAUCCUGACAAAGGCAUUUCCUUUACGUCUGUUCUAAUGAUUCUGGCUCACUACAACAUUAUCAAUGACAGCAAGAGUUUGAAGCUGGAAGAGUUCCUUCGUCGGCGAGCCCGAUUGCAGCGUGUCGAGGAAGAAGUUCGUCGAAGAAUUGUCCUGGGAUUCUUCGACACCCUCUACUGGACGCGGAAGUUCAAGAAGCAUAUCGACCUGAGAAAAUCGGCUAGAAUGACGGCGAUUCCUCAGCUCGAUAUCCCUCACAUCCUUGUGGAUGACGACGAGCACCGGCAAAAGUCCUCUCCUGUAGCUGGAACUGGUCAAAUGAGGUCUGCACUUCUCACUGUGGAGGACCCUAACAAGUCGUCACACAAGAGUUGGACACCAGGGCCAGACGUGGCAUCCAACGACGCAGACUAUCAACACCCGCUCAGUUUUCCACGGUCUGGCGUAUCAACGCCAGGUCAUAAUUCGACGCACUCAGCUUUCAGCUUUGAGCUUCAAGAAGGUGGACAAUCAUCGGCUCAAAGUAGCCGACGUGGGAGUGCGGUCAGCCCAGUCCAAAGUCCUGUCAGCCCAGCACAGGUCAGCAACAUGCUGGACGAUUCCAUCUGGCUGGAGAGUAUUCGACGCAGCGCAACAGUCAGGAAAUCGGUCCGCAAGUCUGAGUGGAACCGGUGA